This is a messenger RNA of Coregonus sp. 'balchen', 8948 nucleotides long. NCBI's taxonomy places the organism in Eukaryota, Metazoa, Chordata, Actinopteri, Salmoniformes, Salmonidae. The record is from the annotation of a GenBank genome assembly.
GAUGCCUGAGUUUCUGAAUUGGAAUUCCGAGUUGGAUGACCAUUCAAAACUAUUUUUCCCAGUCUGAGCUCGUUUUUUUCCGAGUUCGCAGUUGUCUUGAACGUACUGAAGUUGUAAGUCAGAGAUUGCAGAGUUUGGAGUUGUUUUGAAUGCGCCACUAGAGACCAAUGCUACCUGUUACCUUUUGAACAGGGCUACCUCCAACAAAGAAGACCUUGUGUCCGUAAUGAUUUCAGAAAUAGGAAUAUCUAAACAGUAAUGGUGGCUGGCUACAAAUCAACUAGCCUAAUACUUUUUGUAUUGAGGUGAUAUGCCUAUUUUAGCUAAAACGGGUUUCUCUAUUUGUCCCAAUGUCUGUAUAGUUUUUCCUGGUGGGGUAUCCGUAGUUGGUGAUACGCAUUGUGAAGAAGAAUGUUGAUGUUGUCAAAGUUGAAGAAGAGGACCCAGUGGUAAUCAAACUUCAAAUCGUGUCAUUUGGUGAGUAACUGCCACAUACAGAAUCGAUUGAUUUAAAUGUGGUGUCGUGAUGUUAUUAUAAUGUCACUUGUUAGCAUUUCACACCCUAAGUAUAACCUAGCUCACGAUAGGUGUUGAGCCAGCUAAGAAUAUUCCCUGCUGCGAUCAGGGAGCAUUUUAAUCAGAUCUCUAGACUAUAAUCAUGACAGAUUGCUUGGUCGUUCAAGUUUGUUUCUUCGUGAUUGUGGAGCAGCAAAUCCAAGACCGACUUGUUGAUUGUCAGAAGUGGCUAGCCAGCUGGUGGGCCGAGCAGAGCGCUUCAAUUUAUGUAGCAACUAACGUUAGCUAGCUAAAUCGGCUGUACAGUAAGCUAGCUAAGGACAGUCAAAUUCCGCUAUGUUACCAAUAUGACACAUUUUACACAUUGAUUGAUCGCAGAUUUUCUGGCUAUUCUGUAUAGCUAGUUAUGCAAAUGACAGCCAGGGCAGCCCAAAUGACAAGGCAAAUUUUUUUUUAAUCUCGAUAUCAAAUAAUUUCUGUGUCACAAUUAAAGCUGUAAUAUGUAACUUUUUGGGCGACCCGACCAAAUUCACAUUAAAAUGUGAGUUAGAUCAUUGUCAUUCAAUUGAAAGCAAGUCUAAGAAGUGGUAGAUCUGUUCUAAGUGUGCUAUUUCUAUGCUUCCAUUCUUUAAUUUAGUUUUUGUGUAUUUUAUUUUCGUUUUUUUACACCAGCAUCAAAUAGCUGAAAAUACAAUAUUUUGGGUAAUUGAAAAUCUAUUUCACAGCAGUUUAGAUGGUACAAUGAUUCUCUAUCAUUGUACCAUCUAAACUGAAAUUAUGCGAACUAUUAGCAUUUUAGCAACCAGGAAAUGGUGGAGCGAUUUCUGCGUAUUGCACCUUUUAAGUACCUUAGGGAGUGAAAGCUAUUUAUAAUAAGGGUUACAUGGAGAAAAUCGGACCUCUGAAAUUAAAAUGGAUGGCCCUCCCUUCAGCUAAGUAUAUUUUACCUAAAGCCUCCCUGAACGAUUAAAAACAACAACAAGUGACCUUCCCCUAUACCCACAAUAAUAAUUAAAACAUAAAGUGGAUAGCUGAGAACAUGUUCACCCUCACUUCUUGGACAGACCAGAGCCUUAGAUAUGCAGUUUUAGAAACUGUUCUUCGUUCUGUAAGCAUUAAAUGGCAAAGAAGGGAUUUUGAUAGGGCUGCGGGCCAGAAGGUUGUGUGUUCGCAGACCACCGUGGACAAGCGUAGGGGUGGAAAGAUCUCCUUUUUGCAGGUCCGAGAAAUACGUAAUUUUACAUAUUAGCGGAAUCUUUUUUUAAUACCACACAAAUGACCGAAAUUACAGGAUAAGAAUGGACAGAGAGAUAGGCCUAUGUGUUCAUAUUAUCAUAUUUAUCCAAGGACAAAUCAGUGUGUCUUGUUUGGAACGAAACUGUCCCUGUUUGCAAAUAAUUAAAUCUGAGACUUCAUUAGGAAUCUGAGCAUGGUACUUUCAAAAGUUAGGCCUACCUUUCCACCCCAGACAGAGUAGGCCUACUGAUGCAGAAAAAAUGUAAGCUUUAACUACUGGCUAGUGGCUACUCUUCUUCCGUGGCUUAACCCAACGAGAGAAGGUCACAAGUGUUUACCUAAAAGUUGUCUGGGUUUAAACAUCUUCUAUUGUACAGAAAGUGAAUAGCUUAAUCAAUAAAAUAUAACUUUGCUCUGUGCUUCUCCGAGCAUGCACUUCGUAGCCUAUAGGCUAUGGAUCAUUUGAUUGAGACCACACUAAAUAGCCUAUAGGCGCACUUGAUAUUGCGCGCCCAGCGGAGAAUCACAUCGGGCGGGUGGCAUCAGGCACACAUCGAUAUAUAGCCUAAUAAGCAACUAAUUCUAAAACACUGAGAAAUAUGGAAAUGUAAUCAAUUACAAAUUACAUUUUCCUUCAGGUAACCAUUCUGUACAUUUCGAUCCAUCCUAUACUGAGAUUGUUUUAAAUUAAAAUGGUAAAAAAUAAACAAAAUUAGCUUCUUCGCAAAGAGCUAUUUCUCAAGCAAGAAUUUAGCAUAGACUGUCUGGGAGUGGUCUGAGUGGGGAGGGUAAACCUGAAAACUAGCCGUUAUUGGCAGAGAGGUUUGGAAGUGGAACUCUCUUUCUUAUUGGUCUGUUAAUUACCAGGCAGGCCAAAACUCCAUCCCAACAAAACAGGGAUGGAGUUUCAGGCUGUCUUUUCAAACAGCACUUACACUAAAAUGGCAUUAUCAUAAUUUUCACAAUUUCACAGUGUUAUUCCAACCUCAUAGUGUGGGAAUAUAUUUGAAGCACAGGAAAAUCGUGUUUUUGUCUGCACUGGCACUUUAAACAUUCAGUCCCCUUAUUUGGUCUCUCAGCCUCUUCCACUUCAGUUCAAGAGGUCUAGGCCUACAUCAAGCAUCCUAUGUUUUCUUUUGUAUUUUAAUAUGCCAUUUAGCAGAUGCUUUUAUCCAAAGCGACUUACAGUCAUGCGUGCAUACAUUUUGUUGUGUAUGGGUGGUCCCGGGGAUCGAACCCACUACCUUGGCGUUACAAGCGCCGUGCUCUACCAGCUGAGCUACAGAGGACCACGUAUUUGACCUUAUCUAAUGGGUUGUUCCACCUCAAAAAGCACAAGAAAGUGGAUUUCGACACCCACCAUCUCAGAUUGUUGUGAAAUCGUUUCUGUUGUUAGAAAAACAGAUAAGCUUAGCAUUCCUGCAACAUAAUUUUGUUGAAAUAUAAUUUGAUCUCUGAGAAAUUAAGCUAAUUGAUAAUUGGCCAUUUUUUAAUUCUAGGAUUCAUGUAAUAUUCAAUAAACAUAGUACUAAAUAUCCGAUUUGGACCAAACUUUUAUGAGUUAGACAUGAGGAAUCCAAAUAAAUUGUCAAAAGCCACCCACGGAACCGCCACACCCCACGGCAAUCCUACCCCAACAAUGAGUAUACAGUAUCAGUUCUCUAUGUCUGACAAGUAGUAUGGAGCUGCUGCUCAGAGUAUUGUUUCUUCAUCCUAUAUAAUGUAUUCUCAGUCAAUUUUGUGAUGUUUUUUUUCACUUGUUCUGAGAAAUUAGUCAUUAAAGUUGUUGGGUUUAUGUCCCAUCCUACAUCCUGAUAUUACCAGGUUCUGACCACUAGAUGGUGAUGUUCUUGCUAUUAGGUGACUUAUUUUUGUUAAAAGAAUAGUUCACCCUGAAAGCAGUCUAUGGACCAGGUAUGACAGCAAUCCAUGCUUUGGUUUUGUUUCUGGCCACUCUUUCAAAUGCUAACCUUUUAACAUUGUGUCACAAAUCCAAUGCAAUUCUAUGGUACCUAUAUUAGCAUUUUCACACUUCAUGUCCAAAUCAUCCUAAAGUAUCUAAACAUUGAUUGUGUAACUCAAUGAUGUUACAUAUAGAUUAUUUGGAUAUGAAAAUGGUCCAAAUCGGAUGUUGGGUACUAUAAUUAUUGAAUAUUAUAUGAAACCUAUCAAUUUAAAUGGACAAUUUGGGUGCAAUCUUUUAGCUUAAUUUCUCAGAGAUCAAAUUAUAUUUAAACAAAAUAAUGUUUCCAGAAUGCUUAUCUUAUCUGUUUCUAACUACAGAAAUAAUUUCAGAACAAUCUGCGAUGGUGGGUGUCAUAUCUUGCUGAAAUGACAUGGAACGACCCUACUAUGAAAUAUGAAAGAAAUGCACAGAGGUUGGUGUGGGUGGCAAGCUAUGUCUUGUUUAUAAGAUGAUGAUGACAUUACUGUGUAUGUUUUCUUUCAGCUUGUCCUGGCUGGAGACUGAGUGAAGGAUCAUGGGUAACACAGGUGACCGGAUGUCCGGCGACCGCCAUGGCGCCAAGGCCCAUCGAUCAGACAGCAGAGGCAGCGACAAAGACCAUGAGCCCAGCAAGAUGGUGGACAGCACCGACGAUCCUAACAUCUUCAACACACAUGGACUGGGGUCCUCCAAGGUACCUCAGCACUGCACUGGAACAUAGGAUUUAUUUUCUGGAGGGCUGUGAAGACCCUCACAGUAGCCUCCAACCUUUACACUAACCCAUCAAAAAGUUGUAAUGAAACCAGUUGGAUGUCAUUUGUUUUAGGAGUGUGGAAACAGAUGUAGGUGGGGGGAAAUGUCCAGCCCAGGUGAAGGAGAUGAGGCCACCUUAGCUCUGGUCCAGGCUGCUUGUCAACGCCAUGGACCAGAGCUAAGAACACCUAGACCCUGUCAUUCCCACAUUGUGAUUUCAGCUGAUUCUCCCCUCAGGCGUCAGACAAGGAGGAGCCUGAUCUGGAUGACUUGGUGAAGACGGGGCCUCAGUCCAGACCUACAGUCAUCCGCUGGGCCGGAGGAGGGAAGGAGGUCUACAUCGCUGGCUCCUUCAACAACUGGGGCAACAAGAUCCCCCUCAAUAAGAGGUAGAAGAGGGGUGGGGAGGAGAGGCACUGGCCCUGGCUUACCAAAAAGGCCUGCACACUGUAUUGCUCAUAUAUUACCUUUUAUUAGUGACAACAUUUUGACACAGUUAAUAGUACAUUAACAAGAUUCCCCCCCCCCCAGCCACAAUGACUUUGUAGCGAUCCUGGACUUGCCAGAGGGAGAGCACCAGUACAAGUUCUUUGUGGAUGGACAGUGGGUCCAUGACCCCUCAGAGGUAAACCCUACAUAGGGCUCUGGCCUAAAGUAGACUACUAGAUUGAUUGAUUGGUUGAUUUUAUUUUCUAGUAAAGAAAUUGAUAUACAGUGCAUUCGGAAAGUAUUCAGACCCCUAGACAUUUUCCACAUUUUUUACUUUACAGCCUUGAGCUCAGAUGCAUCCUGUUUCCAUUGAUCAUCCUUGAGAUGUUUCUACAACUUGAUUGGAGUCCACCUGUGGUAAAUUCAAUUGAUUGGACAUGAUUUGGAAAGGCACACACCUGUCUAUAUAGGGUCCCACAGUUCAUGUCAGAGCAUUAACCAAGCUAUGAGGUCAAAGGAAUUGUCCGUAGAGCUCAGAGACAGGAUUGUGUCGAGGCACAGAUCUGGGGAAGGGUACCAAAAAAUGUCUGCAGCAUUGAAGGUCCCCAAGAACAAAGUGGCCUCCAUCAUUCUUAAAUGGAAGAAGUUUGGAACCACCAAGUCUCUUCCUAGAGCUGGCUGCCCGGCCAAACUGAGCAAUCGGGAGAGAAGGGCCUUGAUCAGGGAGGUGACCAAGAACCCGAUGGUCACUCUGACAGAGCUCCAGAAUUCCUCUGUGGAGAUGGGAGAACCUUCCAGAAAGACAACCAUCUCUGCAGCACGUCACCAAUCAGGCCUUUAUUGUAGAGUGGCCAGACGGAAGCCACUCCUCAGUAAAAGGCACAUGACAGCCCACUUGGAGUUUGCCAAAAGGCACCUAAAGGAUUCCCAGACCAUAAGAAAAAAGAUUCUUUGGCCUGAAUGCCAAGCCUCACGUCUGGAGGAAACCUGACACCAUCCCUACGGUGAAGCAUGGUGGUGGCAGCAUCAUGCUGUGGGGAUGUUUUUCAGCGGCAGGGACUGGGAGACUAGUCUGGAUCGAGGGAAAGAUAAACAGAGAAAAGUACAGAGAGAUCCUUGAUGAAAACCUGCUCCAGAGCGCUUAGGACCUCAGAUUGGGGUGAAGGUUCACCUUCCAACAGGACAACGACCCUAAGCACACAGCCCAGACAACGCAGGAGUGGCUUCAGAACAAGUCUCUGAAUGUCCUUGAGUGGCCCAGCCAGAGCCUGGACAUGAGUCUCCUGAGUGGCGCAGUGGUCUAAGGCACUGCAUCGCAGUGCUAGCUGUGCCACUAGAGAUCUUGGUUCGAAUCCAGGCUCUGUCGUAGCCGGCCGCGACCGGGAGACCCAUGGGGCGGCGCGCAAUUGGCCCAGUGUCGUCCAGGGUAGGAGAGGGAAUGGCCGGCAGGGAUGUAGCUCAGUUGAUAGAGCAUGGCGUUUGCAACGCCAGGGUUGUGGGUUCGAUUCCCACAAGGGGUAUGAAAACAAAUUGACUAAAAUGUAAAUGUAAAUGUUGAACCCGAUCGAACAUCUCUGGAGAGACCUGAAAAUAGCUGUGCAGCGACGCUCCCCAUCCAACUUGACAGAGCUUGAGAGGAUCUGCAGGGAAGAAUGGCAGAAACUCCCCAGAUACAGGUGUGUCAAGCUUGUAGCGUCAUACCCAAGAAGACUCAAGGCUGUAAUCACUGCCAAAGGUGCUUCAACAAAGUACUGAGUAAAGGGUCUGAAUACUUAUGUAAAUGUGAUAUUUCAGUUUUUUUUUUUUUUUAUACAUUUGCAAAAAUGUCUAAAAAACAGUUUUUGGUUUGUCAUUAUGGGGUAUUGUGUGUAGAUUGAUGAGGGAUAAUAAAAAAAUUAUAUAUUUUUUUUUUAGAAUAAGCUUGUAACGUAACAAAAUGUGAAAAUAUUCAAGGUGUCUGAAUACUUUCCCGAAUGCACUGUACUUGUAUGCCAUUUAGCCAUUUUAUCCAAAGUGACUUAGUCAAGUGCAUACGUUUUACGUAUGGGUGGUACCCGGGAAUUGAACCCACUACCAUGGUGUUACAAGUGCCAUGCUCUACCAACUGAAUUACAUAUACACACAGUACAAAAACCUGACAGGGAUAGCAGAAUAAAGUCAGUGACUUGACUUACUUCCAUGUCAUUUUUGAGACGCAACCCAGAUAUUUUUUAGGCCCAACCUGAAUGUAUAAAUAUUUAAUAACAUAUCUUUAUAACAUAUUUGUUUUGCCAUUUGCAGUCAUGUGUUUUGGCGAUCCAGCCAUACUGUCUUUGUCAUUAACUCUUUAGAACCCCUGGUUAACCCUGCUAUAACACUCCCUCCUGCAGCCAGUGGUGACCAGCCAGUUGGGCACCAUCAACAACCUGAUCGAGGUGAAGCAGUCAGACUUUGAGGUGUUUGAUGCGCUGCAGGUGGACUCUCUGGAGUCCACUGACACCUCAGGUCAGUUUGGCUCUCUUAUCCUCUGUUGUCCCUUUUGGAUUAAGCAUAGCAUCGUACUGCCCAAGAUGUGCCAAGGCUAACACAAUCAUGUCAAACCGUGCAGCUAGAAUAACGGCAAAAUAGCUGCAUUUCAUUUCGUUUGACAUGUUUAUCUAUUGACAUUUCUUUGCAUAUAUCCAUAAAAAUUAUGCUGAUUCAUGAUUUCGACUGGCUGAGAAAAUAUGUCAGUCUCGUCCUGACACGUUAAUUCUCAAUAGGACAGUGGAGAUAGUUUCAAUCUUAAAAUACGAUGUUGCAAAUGUCGAGAGACAGACAGAAAUGUUUGUACAACCCCCCCUCCCAGUUGUUGCAAACCAAAUGUUAGGCUAGAAGCAAGGGGAAAUAAUGUCUAGAUGCCUUUUUACAGUGGAGAUCAAGUUAAUGAAUUGGCUGGCAGGGCUGAUGGGACAGUGGAUGAGCAGGGAUUUCUCAGAUUGAACAGAAACAAGAUUCUCAUUUUUGUGUAAUAGGCUUACCCGUGCUAAACAGGUUUUUUAGUAUGGCUUAGAACACGUCUCAACCAAUCACAAUGCUUGUUUUGAUCAACCCUUUGUAGAAUAAUCAUGAGCAGGUGUUUAAGGAUAAGUUAUGUAAGUUGGUGAAAACACAAGAAAUCAGUGUCACCCUUUGAGAGUAUAUGAAAUGCAUGCUGUUAUUGUCUGUCCUUAGAUCUGUCCAGCUCCCCUCCAGGGCCAUAUGGACAGGAGCAGUACAUGUUCAGGCCUGAGGAACGCUUCAAAGCCCCGCCCAUCCUCCCCCCACACCUCCUCCAAGUCAUCCUCAACAAGGACACCAACAUCUCUGUAAAUGUCUUUCUUCCUCAGUCUCCAUCUCUUCCUAUCUCUCUCGCCGUCCCUCUCGCUGUUCUUCUCUUUCUCUCUCCCAUCGCCGUGAUGUAAAUACACAUUUGGAAACUUCUUGAUUGCUGAUUCGUCUUCUGUCUCUCCCUCUCCUACAGUGCGACCCAGCCUUGCUGCCUGAACCCAACCACGUGAUGCUCAACCACCUUUAUGCUCUCUCAAUAAAGGUACUGUAGGAGGGCAUCAACAGCCCCCAUCCCACUUCUUCCUGCAAUACUUAUGGAUUGAGUAACAGUCCCUUCCAUAACAUAGCAUUAGUAAUGUAUUACUUUACAUUAUCUAUCUGUCUGUCUGUCUCACACACUUACUCCCUUUCCCCUCCCUCAGGAUGGAGUGAUGGUGCUCAGUGCGACUCACAGAUAUAAGAAGAAGUACGUCACAUCUCUGCUAUACAAGCCCAUCUAACCUGUCUGUGUAGGUGCACAGUGCUGUAGAGGGCAGCAUGUGAAAACUGUACUGGGUUUAACCAUCAUGUGUAGCUGAGAUUGCACUAAACUAACAGUUUACUGAUGAGCUGGGGGCCUGUGGCUGAGACUGGGGGCAAAUCUCAAAGGACACCCUUUUCCUUGUACGGUGACCUACAGGGCUCCACAAAGGGCUCAAAGUAAUGCAUUCUAUGGGGAGUAGGGUGUCAUUUGAGUCUCAGCCUGUGACCCUCACAAAUGAAAAUACUUUGCAUCCACAGU